This is a messenger RNA of Camellia sinensis, 1690 nucleotides long. RefSeq names its product transcription factor MYB25. NCBI's taxonomy places the organism in Eukaryota, Viridiplantae, Streptophyta, Magnoliopsida, Ericales, Theaceae. Gene Ontology annotation, cellular component: nucleus. Gene Ontology annotation, molecular function: RNA polymerase II cis-regulatory region sequence-specific DNA binding; DNA-binding transcription factor activity, RNA polymerase II-specific. Gene Ontology annotation, biological process: regulation of DNA-templated transcription. The record is from RefSeq and is a predicted model, not a curated record.
ACAUUUGUCUAAAUCAAGUCCGCUGUCCCUGAAAAAAUUUGCAGUUAGGCAGGUAGGUACCGGUUGCAAUAGAUAUAUAUACAGACUGGAGAGAGAAAAACUCGGAGAGAGAGAGAGAGAGAGAUACAAAACAAAACCGAAAGGCUAGAGAGAGAAACCAACGAUGAAGAAAGAGGACCAAACCGAAUCGCCUGUCCUUGACGCCGCCGUUGACGCCGUCGCAGAUUUAGUUGUAGUUCUCGAAGGUGAUGGAGACGGAAACGGAAACGGUGACGGUGGUGGUAGCAGUAGCAGCCGAGUCAAGGGACCUUGGUCGCCUGAAGAAGACGCGGUACUAAGCCGCCUCGUGAGCAAGUUCGGCGCGAGGAAUUGGAGCCUGAUCGCCCGAGGAAUUCCCGGGAGGUCCGGCAAGUCGUGCCGACUUCGGUGGUGUAAUCAGCUAGACCCUUGCGUUAAGCGCAAGCCCUUUACUGAUGAAGAGGAUCGCAUCAUUUUAGCAGCUCAUGCAAUUCAUGGAAACAAAUGGGCAUCAAUUGCAAAGCUCCUGCCCGGUAGAACGGACAAUGCAAUUAAAAACCACUGGAAUUCAACACUGAGGCGCAAGGGCACAGAGCUCAAAAGGCUUAAACCAUCAUCUGUCAACAUUUUGGAAGAAGGAAGCCCAGACUGCACAAAAGCAUCCUCAGAAGAAACCCUAUCAUAUGGAGAAAAUAAUUCAUUGAGGGCCCUAGAGGGAAAAGAUUUGAGCUUGACACAAAAUAGACUCAACCAUUGUGAAGAACAUCGAGCUGCUGAAAUAAACCGUCCUGCACUUUCUUGUCCAGUGCCACGUGUCGGCGCAUUCAGCGUUUACAACCCUCCAAGCAGCUCAAGAACUGGUUCUAUAUUUUCAAGGAUUGAUCCAAUGCAGGGGCCAUUGAUCCAAGCUGUCAAACCUUACUUUGGGGUCUGCAAAUUUCUUGAAGGUGUUGGUGUUGAGCCCGUUGUUCCUUUGCAAUGUGGCCAUGGUUGCUGUGAAGCUUCAAAUGGGGCUUCUUCUCGGAGAUCAUUGUUGGGACCCGAGUUUGUUGAUUAUGAUGAACCACCUCCCUUCUCUAGUCACGAGUUGGCUACCAUUGCCACAGAUUUGAACAACAUUGCCUGGAUCAGAAGUGGCCUCGACAGUACUGGCACACAAGUGGUGGAAAAUGCAGCUAGCCAGAGAGCGUCUCAGGAUGUUGCAGCACAAAUGGGUGUAUUCGAACAGAAUCUGAAUCACGACAAUUUUCGAUUUGAAGAGGGUCGGAACAGGCUGGUGGGCACAAUGACUGACGUGAUGUCAAGCCAGAUGCCAAUGCCAACUUUUGCUUUGCCAGCCGAAGUAGAAGGCUUGAGCUAAAAUCCACAACUGGUUUUUCCAUCUUUUUUGUGGUAUGGCGAGAUGGUACCAUGAUGAGUUUGCAGCAGGAAUCCAAAUUGUAAAGAGGUUUGUGAUGGCAAAAAAUCAUAUCAUGUAAUGGCCAACGAUUUCAGCAUUACUGGGAAGCUGGUGGCAUUUUGUUUUGAGAAAUAGUUAAAAGUUUAACCAGACAUGGUUCAAAGUUAGAACUCAGUUACAUCAGUUAUUUACCAUUGUGAUGCUUCGGUCAGUGUAUUAACGUUGAAUUUGAACCUCCUGUUUUUAUAGAUACAAGUUCUUUUUUCUAUGUCA